This is a messenger RNA of Lachancea nothofagi CBS 11611, 3651 nucleotides long. The record is from the annotation of a GenBank genome assembly. Lineage: Eukaryota; Fungi; Ascomycota; Saccharomycetes; Saccharomycetales; Saccharomycetaceae.
AUGACGCUUUUUCUGGGGAUAUACAAGGCUAUCUUCCAGUAUGUGCCACAGUCUGAAGAAGAGCUGGCCGUUGAAGAGGACGACCUUCUGUAUCUGCUGCAGAAGUCCGAAGUAGACGAUUGGUGGUCGGUGAAGAAAAGAGUGAUUGGAUCUGACACUGAAGAACCAGUGGGGCUAGUACCAAGCAACUACAUUGAGGAAGCGGAUGUGAAGUUUACGGCUGUGGCGUUGUACGAUUAUCCAGAAGUGCAGAAUGCAGAUGAAGAGAUUGUCUUCAGCGAAAAUGAUAUUCUCGACGUCUUCGACGACAGAGAUCCUGAUUGGAUCUUGUGUCGCUCACAAAGAACAGGAGAAUACGGGUUCGUACCUGGCAACUAUGUUGAGCCGGCGAGCGGGCCGUCUGCGCCAUUGGCAGCAGCAGCAUCAGCACCAGCGGCACCAGCGGCUCCUGCUGUUUCUGCCGUUAACGUCAGUAGUUUCCCGCCCCCACCGCAGCAUGCUGCGAGAGCAACGCAAGCAGCACCCGCAGCAUACCCAUCACCUCCAGUACCGGAUUACGAGGAUAGUCCCCCAAAAAUGUCGAGACCCAUUGCUGAUGAAGACGAGGUACCACCACCAAGACCCACAAGACCCAGGGAAGACACUCGCGACAUUCGCGAAUCGACCUAUGAUAGCUACGAAGAUCGUGAAGCUGGAAUGAGUACACCAGUCGAUAAUGACGGAAAGAUUAAAACCUGGGAUGUUUCCGAGGUUAAUGGGAAAAAGAAGCACAAGGCCAAAUUUGCAAUUGGAAAGAGUACCAUAUUUUUCAAACCAGCAAAGGGCACACCUCAGCAAUGGCCUGUUAAUGAUUUGAUGACAUACGAUAACGAGAAAAAACAUAUCUUUUUCGAGUUCUCCAAUCCGUACCUUAACCUCGAGAUUCAUACGGGUUCUACUAGCGUAGCUGACGAAAUCAUGGCUAUUUUAGGCGAACUCAAAGGAGCGUAUCGUGCUGGCGGCCUACGUGAAGUAGAAGCUGCGUCAAAACCCACUUCCAAACCCCCAAGCAAGUCAUCCCAUCGGAAACAGGGUAAAGCUAUUUAUGAUUUCAUUGGCGAAUCUGUGGAUGAAUUGUCAGUUAAAGAAGGUGAGAUCGUUCAUAUCUUGGACGACAAAAAGUCAAAAGACUGGUGGAUGUGUGAGUCAGCAGAUACAGGGCGAGUAGGUGUCGUUCCGGCGCAGUUUGUCGAGCCUAUAAAUCAAUUGUCUGCAAUGGCAAACUCCCUCAAAUCACUGGGCAAAUCUAGUAAGAAGAGCACUUCAAACAAUUCCUCCAAAAACUGGAAAGAUGAUGCGGAGCAAGAGGUCUCGAAAAAGAGCUCUACCAGAAAGAGAUCAUCAUCUUUUCUGCAUCCUCACAAAAAGAAAGAGGACGAGCGUACUUCAAGCAAAAAGCAUAAAGAUUUCCCUGAUUCAAAAAAAACAAGAGUAUGGGUUGAUAGAAGCGGCACUUUCAAGGUCGAAGCUGAGUUUAUCGGUUGCGUGGAGGGGAAAGUUCAUCUACACAAAGUUAAUGGUGUCAAAAUUGCCGUUGCUGCUGACAAGCUGUGCCUCGAAGACUUAGAACGUGUGGAGAGGUUAACUGGUACAUCUUUGGAUAAGUACAAGCCCAAAAGUGCCAGCAAUGGCUCCUCCGCAAGAGACAAGGAGCGAGAACGGAGAAGAAGAUUAAAGGAGCAAGACGAUCGUGAACGUGAACGCGAACAAAGAGAGUUGGAUAGAAGAUUACGGGAACAGGAAUUAAAUGAGCUCAGAAAAGCUCGGGACUUGCUCGAUAAGGAAAGAGAGAACAUGCGUGCCGCUCAAGAGAGAGAGCUUCCACCCAUCAAGCCUCCCAGACCUUCUGCGUCUUCCAAUCAGUCAUCUGCGAAAACGCUACCUAGAAGCUCUUCAAAGGCGGCUGAAUAUGAUUGGUUCGAGUUCUUUUUGAAUUGUGGCGUCGAUGUUAACAACUGUCAGCGGUAUACCAUCAAUUUUGAAAGAGAGCAGAUCUCAGAAGAAACUCUUUCAGAUAUCCAACCAUCGGUUCUCCGUACCUUGGGUCUGCGUGAAGGUGAUAUCAUUCGGGUAAUGAAAUACCUGGAUCAAAAGUUUGGUAGAGAAAAUACCAUGAUGCCUACAUCCACUGGAGGUUUGUUUUCUGAACCAGACGGAUCUAUUAAAGUUCCAUCCACCGAUAGAGUAGGCAGUGGUCUUCCGGAGAACUUGCUUCCUCAAAAGUUUCAUCCCUCAACAGGCCAAAAUUCCAGCGCUCAAGAUGAUGAGGCAUGGACUGUUAAACCAGCUGCUACCUCAGAAGCCACAAUGCCACCUCAGAAGUCCGAGUUUACAGGUUCCAUGCAAGACCUCCUCGAUUUACAACCUUUAGAACCUAAAAAAGCACCUCAACCAAAAUUCAAAGACCUAGAACCAGUGAAGACCGGAUCAUCUAGAGCGGACAAUUAUCUUGCAUCCGAUAAGACCGGAGGCACAAUGGCCCCAUUGGAUCCCUUUAAAACAGGUGGUCACAAUUUAUUGCCUAUGGCUACCGGAGGUUUUGUGAUGGUCCCCGUUAGCACUGGUGGGCUGAUUCCUCUUCAACGGACUGGCGGAAUACUUAUGCCUCAGACAACCUUUGGAAUGCAACCUACAGGUACGAUAUUACCUGUGCAAAAAACUGGAAACGGGUUGAUUCCAUACAAUACUGGCGGAUUAAUGCCCCAGACUACUUUUGGAAUUCAAGGCUCGUCUAAUUUCAUGCCAUUGCAGAGAACUGGCGGAACUAUUCCCUUGCAGCAAAAUCAGUUUACAGGAACAAUGAUGGGUUCACAAAACACAGGUGGUCCUAUGAAUAUGCCCCAGACGUCGUUUGGUAUACAAUCUACAGGUGUAAUGCCCAUGUCUGCAACAGGCGGGAAUAUGAUGCCAAAUCAAAUGACUGGAGCUAGCCUGCCAUUUGGAACGUCAGGAAUGGGACUCCAAAACACCAUUCCCCAAACAAGCUUUGGAUAUCAAUCCACGGGUGGAUUUAAUGGUUCAUCCCAGCCUGGUUUCAUGAGUCAGAUAACUGGAGGUGCAAAUAUGAUGCCCGCUACCUCAUUUGGGAAUCAGAUGACAGGCGGAGCAAAUAUGAUGCCCACAAACUCAUUCCAAAGACAAGUCACAGGCGGUUUGCCCACUUACCCUCAAACAACGUUUGGCAUGCCAAACCAGUUGAACGGAAACUUUGGUAUGGGAACACACAGUACGGGCGGUGUAGGGAUGAUGCCUCAAAACAGUUUCAAUGUUCAAAGGACCGGUGGUAUGCAACCGCUGCCACAACCUUCCAUGACUAUGCAUCAAACGGGGGGCUUUCAACCCCAGUCACAGUUUGGACUCGGCAUGCAAAGGACAGGGGGGGUCUCGCUCCCUCAAACAUCCUUUAACACUGGCGGCGCUAUGCAGCAACCCUUGGGAAAUUCACUCACGGGUGGUAUAAGCCAGCUAAACAGCGGGUUUCAAAACAUGUCAGUAUCUCAGCCGGCCCUUCAGUCGCAGCCUACCGGCUUUGGUUUCGGAAAUGGUCCGCAGCCUCAGCAAAAGCAUGCCAAUAUGUAUAAUGCAAGUGCCGAUAAUCCGUUCGGCUUUUAA